Messenger RNA from Anarrhichthys ocellatus (wolf-eel), 2476 nucleotides. It is a transcript of the gene tbl1xr1b, whose product is annotated as TBL1X/Y related 1b. Gene Ontology annotation, molecular function: protein binding; transcription corepressor activity. The coding region runs from base 523 to 2085 and encodes 520 amino acids. Gene Ontology annotation, biological process: regulation of transcription by RNA polymerase II. NCBI's taxonomy places the organism in Eukaryota, Metazoa, Chordata, Actinopteri, Perciformes, Anarhichadidae. The record is from RefSeq and is a predicted model, not a curated record. The transcript is spliced from 16 exons. Gene Ontology annotation, cellular component: histone deacetylase complex.
CCUAUAUAGCACUAUAUCCUGGUAAUGCCAGGUUGAAAUACUGCUAUUGUGACGUAUCUAUGUAUUAGCCAGUACUCUUACAUAAAUUAUACAUCAUACUAUGCCGUAUUUGAUCGAGGAGACGUUGAACACAUUGUCGUCGUCAGCUCAUUACAUUGAGCUUUCGAAAGCGGCGCUUUAAAAUAACAGUAGUUACAGGCAGCUCAUUUUUGCAUGACGGGUCACUCCACUGAGUCUAACGUCUGAAGCCGUUGCUGGGUCUUUACCGCCUGGCUUAAGUUUAAAUAUUAUAACAUAUCGAUAGUUAUACACGUGCGUAAAAAAACAGUCUUGCAAUCGAUUAAAGAGAUAACAUGGUCUGACUUGAACACAAGAGCUGUGGAAGAUAUCGUCUAUUGAAUUUAUCCAAGGGCUGCGAGUUCUUGCUGAGGAGAACGGAGCUAUGAUGCACAUCUGAAGACAUCUCGAUCACAUGGGCUCCUAUCCUAUGCUGACCCAAUGGUUUAAUCACCAGGACUAAAAAUGAGCAUAAGCAGUGAUGAAGUCAAUUUCCUGGUUUACAGAUACCUGCAAGAGUCAGGCUUCUCCCACUCAGCAUUCACCUUUGGCAUAGAGAGCCACAUCAGCCAGUCCAACAUCAAUGGAGCCCUUGUGCCCCCUGCUGCCCUCAUCUCCAUCAUCCAGAAGGGCCUGCAGUAUGUGGAGGCUGAAGUCAGCAUCAAUGAGGACGGGACCUUGUUUGACGGGCGGCCCAUAGAGUCGCUAUCUCUGAUCGAUGCUGUGAUGCCAGAUGUCGUCCAAACCAGGCAGCAGGCCUACAGGGACAAGAUGGCCCAGCAGCAGCAUCAUCAGCAGCAGGCGGCAGGCAGUGGCAGCGGCACAGUGCCCCAGGGAAGCACCAAGAACGGAGAGGGCGAUGCCAACGGGGAGGAAAACGGAUCCCACGCCUUAGCCAGUAAGCUAGCUCAUGAUUGUAAACAAUCUCUAAAUCUGCUCCUUAACAAACGAUAUGAUGUGAAAAGGUGUGUGUGUGUGUGUGUGUGUGUGUGUGUGUGUGUGUGUGUGUGUGUGUGUGUGUGUGUGUGUGUUGAUUUCGACAGGUCCGGGGACUCGACAGCACGAAUCUGGAACCUGAUUGAGAACAGUGUAGGCGGGUCCACUCAGCUGGUUCUGAGGCACUGCAUACGGGAAGGGGGUCAGGACGUACCCAGCAACAAAGACGUCACCUCACUAGACUGGAAUAGCGAGGGAACGUUGCUAGCAACAGGCUCGUAUGACGGCUUUGCUAGAAUAUGGACCAAAGACGGUAACCUGGCCAGUACGUUGGGUCAGCACAAAGGUCCGAUAUUUGCUCUCAAGUGGAAUAAGAAAGGAAACUUCAUCCUCAGUGCUGGUGUAGACAAGACCACAAUUAUUUGGGACGCCCACACGGGAGAAGCAAAACAACAAUUUCCUUUCCACUCGGCACCGGCUCUGGACGUAGACUGGCAGAGCAACAACACGUUUGCCUCCUGCAGCACAGACAUGUGCAUCCAUGUGUGUAAGCUGGGUCAGGACAGACCUGUCAAGACCUUCCAGGGACACACGAAUGAGGUGAACGCCAUCAAGUGGGAUCCCACUGGCAGCUUGCUGGCCUCCUGCUCAGAUGACAUGACGCUGAAGAUCUGGAGUAUGAAGCAGGACCUGUGUGUCCAUGACCUCCAGGCCCACAGUAAAGAAAUCUACACCAUCAAGUGGAGCCCCACGGGCCCUGGGACCAAUAAUCCCAGCGCCAACCUCAUGCUGGCCAGCGCAUCAUUUGACUCCACUGUGCGUCUGUGGGACGUGGAGCGCGGGGUGUGUAUCCACACACUGACCCGCCACCAGGAGCCCGUCUACAGCGUGGCCUUCAGUCCCGAUGGGAGACACCUCGCCAGUGGCUCCUUUGACAAGUGUGUCCACAUCUGGAACACUCAGACGGGUGCUUUAGUUCACAGCUACCGGGGGACGGGAGGAAUCUUCGAAGUGUGCUGGAACGCCACAGGGGACAAAGUAGGAGCCAGCGCGUCGGAUGGAUCGGUUUGCGUAUUAGACCUGAGGAAAUGACACUCGUGAGGGGGGAGCAAUGGACCGACUACGAAUGUGUACAUAGCCAAAAUGACUGACUGUCCCUGCCUGUCCGCCACACUGCUGUAGUCCCGUCAGACGCCAUUACAGUCCAUAUGUACACACAAGGACCACACCUUCGCCACAUGUGUCAGACAUGCGUCAGGUCUGUAUGGACACACGGUGCUGCUCUCACAGACCUGCAGCAGGAAACACGUCUCUGUUAUUCCACAGUACCACCCUGUCGGACCCAUCACAUGCAAACCAAAACCGUAGGAUUCUUCUUGCUUUCGUCUUUUUAUCCUUUGUACCGGACUUCUAAAGAUUCUUUGCGCUCUGUUGGUGUGUGCAUAUUGCAUAUGUCAGCAUUUGAUGUCCUGUGGACAUUGUU